AUGGCGCUCGACGCCAACGCUGUUGGCGACUCGAUGGUGGAGUUGGAUCGCUUCGCGCGGCUCAACAUUCUGGCGCUCCGAAAGAUCUGCAAAAAGGUGGAUAAGGUCAGUAGCAACGGUGACUCUGCAAAGACCUGGCUUGAGGAGCGACUGGAGAAGGAGGGGUUUUCGUCGCCGCCGGCCUUGGAUGCGCUCCUCUCCCUCCUUUCGGAUGUACACUCCCUCCUGCGCCAGCGGCGAGACGAAGAAUCGAAUGGAGGAAAGCCGAGGGCGGACGCAGCGGGGCCGUGGCGGCCGCCGACAGAGUUUGAGAGAAGCACCGACAAGUACUGGGUCAAGCCCGAGGACGUGCCUGCUGUCAUGGUGAAAAUCCUCCGGCAGAUCCCCGUCUUGAUUAUGCACAGGCCGCCUGCGGGCGCCACUCGAGAGAGCACUGCGAGUCUCCUGCUCCAAACUCAAGCUAAGGAGGCGCAAGGUGGAGCUAACGAGCCGGGCGACGCGAUACACGGCACAGUCUCGUCGCUCUACCUCGACUCGCCCGAACUCUCCCUGUACCACGAGCGCAUCGUUCGUGGCGAAGGGGCGCGACUCUACCGCCUCCGGUGGUAUGGCCUGUCCGCUGGAGAGGAGGACGUAGUUUUUGUCGAGCGGAAGACGCAUCGCGGGCAGCGGUGGACUGGGAGCCAGAGCUCCAAGGAGCGCUUCCCGCUGGAAGCCCUGGCCGUGGGUGCGCUGCUGCGCGGCGCAUGCGACAUCGACGAGCAGGUGGCACGCAUGGUUGCUCGUGGCCGACUGCGCGAGGAGCAGGCGCGCGCAACAAGGGAGCUUGGUGCCGACAUCCAGGCGGAGGUUGUUCGGCUUCGCCUGCAGCCCACUGUGCGCACCGUUUACCGCCGCUGCGCCUUUCAGCGCGCUGACUCGAACGCGGUUCGCGUGACGAUCGAUUCCGGCCUCUCCUUGGUGCGGGAGAGAUCCGCCGGCGAAGAUGGCGGUUGGUGCUAUCCUCUCGAUGCGUUGCUUGGCUGCGGCGACGUGAUCCACUUUCCCUUCACCGUCCUCGAGGUGAAGCUGCAGUGUGAGACACCGCAGUGGGUGGAGGCGCUCCUGGCAACGGGCCUACUCACCCCGGCAAACAAGUUUUCAAAGUACCUGACCGGCUGCGCGUCGUUCUUCCCCCGCAAGGUGAGGGUGCGGCCCUCGUGGCUGGAUGAGCCAACUCUCGUUGCGGCACUCGGGCUCAAGGCGUGCUGCAGCGCAAGCGGCGACUCGCUCGAAGGCGCAGUGACAGCUCGCCCGGUCGACCCGAAGACGAUCUUUGCUCUCGAACGUACCUUCAUCCAGUGGAUUUCUGUCGGUGUCCUCCUGUUUUCGAUUGGGCUCGCCCUUAUGGACACCGGGGCGGGAGGACGCACCAAAUCGGUCGGGUAUGCGGUGCUCGCUUCGGCUUCCGCUCUUGUCAUUUAUGCGCUCUUGAACUUCUACCGAAGAGCUUCGAAGCUGGCCCGUAGGGACACCUCGGGAUACGUCGACGAGUUUGGGCCCGCGAUUCUUGUGGCAAUGCUGAUCGCCGCGUCCGUUACUUACAUGUGCGUUGAGCACGUUUCGAGCAACGGAACCAGCGGCUCGGACGACGACCUGGACACCCUGUCCGACUUGCUGAAUACGACCGCCUUGCGCGAGGCUGCGACGAAGCUGGAGGACGCGAAGCUCUCGCUCGAGGGCCUCAAGGACGUCCUUCCUGACACCCUGCUGAUCAACAGUCUACUGGUGGCGGCCGAUAUCCAGGCUCCGGGCGAUCGGUUGGCUAUCAUCAACGCUCUGAUGAAGAGCAGGAACGCGCGUAGCAAUGCGCAUAGCUGGCUGGAGAGUAGAGCAGUGUUAGGGUAUAGCUCGGCUAGCGCCGGUGCUAAUAGCCGCGCUGCUUAA
Molecule: messenger RNA, 1926 nt
Organism: Emiliania huxleyi CCMP1516
Lineage: Eukaryota; Haptophyta; Isochrysidales; Noelaerhabdaceae
Exons: 2
Coding region: 1-1926 (641 amino acids)
Source: RefSeq, a predicted model, not a curated record